This is a messenger RNA of Alosa sapidissima (American shad), 2594 nucleotides long. RefSeq names its product cold shock domain containing C2, RNA binding a (gene csdc2a). Gene Ontology annotation, biological process: regulation of mRNA stability. Gene Ontology annotation, cellular component: cytoplasm. The transcript has 4 exons. NCBI's taxonomy places the organism in Eukaryota, Metazoa, Chordata, Actinopteri, Clupeiformes, Clupeidae. Gene Ontology annotation, molecular function: mRNA 3'-UTR binding. The record is from RefSeq and is a predicted model, not a curated record. Bases 506 to 967 code for a protein of 153 amino acids.
GACUGCAGAUACAGGGACAUAAAGAUCGCUUGCACUUGUUUGAUCGUUGCACUGACGCCAUUUGUUUCUCUGUCGUUUGUGAGCACUUGACUUCUUUCAUGUGAUGAGAUUUCGUUGACAGCGGUGAUGUUUUGGCCCCUAAGGACUCAACACGGUUAGAAACGGAGUCAAGGUCGAAUGCCUGUAAAUCCUUAGUUGACUCACCUCUUAAUUCUCUGGGCUCUGUGCAUCAUAAAAUUAGAUAUGAGCAUAUGGGUUAAACCCUGGCUGGAUUAUAUUCCUUUUGACAUUUCCCAGUAAGCCAUUGUCUAAUUCAACUGUGAUGAGGUGGACUAGGGAGUAGGAACUGCCUUCAAUGGUUUGAAAAGGACGCUGCUUUUCUGCCCAAGUGGAAGCAGUCUGGAUAAGCAGAUGGACUGACACACCUGUGACUACCGUGCUCUUUGCUGUGUCCGAACCACCUGGUCUGUCUCAGAGGAUACCUGCAACCAUUUGCCCCCCAGUCAUGGCCAACACAGACCCCUCAUCGCCAGCCAAAUCCCCGUUGUCUUCCACGCAGGCUCCCCUCACUCUCUCUUUCCCCUUCCUGAGGGAAGGCAGCCGCGUGUGGGAAAGGAAGCCGCUCAAGUCCGGGGAGCUGCCCAGCCCUCUGCCUACCAAACGCACCCGCACCUACUCCGCCACGGUACGGGCCACAUCAGGGCCUGUUUUCAAAGGUGUGUGCAAGAGCUUCUCCAGGUCACAGGGCCAUGGCUUCAUCCGGCCGUCCCAGGGUGGAGAGGACAUAUUUGUCCACAUCUCUGACAUCGAGGGUGAGUAUGUGCCCGUGGAGGGGGACGAAGUCACCUACAAAGUGUGCGCGAUCCCACCCAAGAACCUGAAACACCAGGCCGUGGAGGUAGUCAUCACCCACCUCAACCCAGGGACAAAGCAUGAGACCUGGUCUGGCCAGAUCAUCAGCUCCUAAGCCCACUUCCACAUUUGGGGAAGGGGAAAGGGACACCAUAGUCCACACGCAAGAGAGAGACUGCACAAGGAAACACACAGAGGGAAUAGGAUGAAGAGGGGGAACAUUCAGAACAAAAGAUGGCCGGGGGGAGUGUAAAUGAAUAUGUAAAGUAGUGAUAAUGAGGGCAGGAACUCAGGAACUGGGCUGGGACGUGGUGAAAGAAGGUUGGCUGGCAAGUGGGUUACUGGCUGGUGCUGGAAUUAGGCUUAUGCAAGUUUAGUUUUUUUCCCCUCCCUGAGUUUUGGAAAUGUGUGGUGGGAAAGUGACAUGAAGUUGGAGUAUGGGGGGGGGGGGGGGGGGGGGGUUGUGCACAAAGGGGCCCUAGCAGAGGUAAUAGAUGUGUGAAUGUGGCAGGCAAAACAUACUGUGAAACAAAGACAAAAAAAAUUCUUCCAGAUUAUCUUUGUUUUUGCAUAUUUAUUUAUUCUUUUUUCAUUGAUUUAUUUUCAUUUAGCUGUUUCUUAGUAUAAUGGUAAACUCUUGAGGUAAGAAAAAACAUCAUGAUCACUUUUUUUUUACUCUGUCCAGUCUCCAUUCCACCACUAAUCACUAUGUAUUCAUACCGCAACUCUUUAAUCAGUUACAUAUUAAAAAUUAACCAAAUUAUACAAACUCACAUUUUGUAACUUUCUAAAUAGUAGAUCAAUAUGACACAAAUCUACAAUUUGUAAUGAGCUAUUUGAUAUCUGUGUCACAUUUUCUCCUGGUCUUUGUACUGUUGUACAACCCUGUUUCCAAAAAAGUAGAAUGCUCUGAUUUGCAGAUCAUGUAAACCAUAUAAAAAAAUGAUAAUAGUGCAAAGACAGCAUAUCAAUUGUUGAAAUAGAGAAAUGUUAUUGUUUUCUGGAAAGAAUAUUAAUUUUGAAUUUGAUGUUAGCAACAUGUUUCAGAAAAAGUUGGGACGGGGGCAGCAAAAGACAGGAAAAGUUGUGUAAUGCUAAAGAAAAAAAAAGGAGGAACAUUUUAGAAUGGGUAAACUGGCACAAUGACUGGGUGUAAAAAGAGCAUCCCAGAGAGUCUUUCAGAAGUAAAGAAGCCGAGGUAUUCAUCACUCUGUGAAAACCUGGGUGGGCAAAUUAUGCAACAAUAUUUUCCAUUAAAUGGUCAAAUGUGUAAGUUUCAACAUUUGAUAUGUUGUCAAUGUCAUGUUUGCUACUAAAUGGGGUUACGAGAUUUGCAGAUCAUCACAUUUAUUUUUUGUUUACAUUUUACACAGUGUCCCUUCUGGACAUAGGGUUGUUGAAGAGUAUUUGUAUUGUGUUUUUGUUUACUUUUCUGGUUAUUUCAUCAUUUGCUGUAUACAUUAAAGUGGGUUGUCUUUGUCAUAGAAAAAUGUUUAAUAAAUAGUUUUAUUAUUCAUUUCCUUUUCUAAGUUGCUUCUCCAUAGAUUUAAAGUCUUAUUCAGAUAAUGAAUAGCCAAGAAUAACAGCGAGUGUGUGCUUAAAAUGUACUGCAAAUGCCUUAUGCUUCACACAAAGAUCGAUAACUAUAACAGCAAAAAAGUAUCUUCCUAAUAUGAAUAACAACGUCCACAUAUAAACUACAACGAUAACGAUAUGAAUAAUAUUGUCAGGGAUCACUUUCA